Chionomys nivalis (European snow vole) is the source of this 782-nucleotide messenger RNA. Its product is annotated as C-C motif chemokine 7-like. Lineage: Eukaryota; Metazoa; Chordata; Mammalia; Rodentia; Cricetidae. The transcript has 3 exons. Gene Ontology annotation, cellular component: extracellular region. Bases 128 to 421 code for a protein of 97 amino acids. The record is from RefSeq and is a predicted model, not a curated record. Gene Ontology annotation, biological process: lymphocyte chemotaxis; G protein-coupled receptor signaling pathway; positive regulation of GTPase activity. Gene Ontology annotation, molecular function: chemokine activity; CCR chemokine receptor binding.
AUUCCAAAUAAAGAUCCCUCCCUAUUUGCUGCCUAUAAAAGAGGAGGUAGAGCUGCCAAAAGACCAGAGGCCAGGCCAGCUCAGAAUCUGCCAACUCUUACUGAAGCCAGCUCUCCCGUUCUCCACCAUGCAAGCCUCUGCAAUGCUUCUGUGCCUGCUGCUCACAGUGGCUGCCUUCAGCAUCCACAUACAGGCUCAGCCAGAUGGGAUCAAUUCACCCACAUGCUGCUAUGUCAAGAAACCAAAGAUUCCCACGAAGAAUCUGGAGAGCUACAAAAAGAUCACCAGUAGCCACUGUCCCUGGGAAGCUGUUAUCUUCAAGACCAAGAGAGGUAUGGAGCUCUGUACUGACGCCCAACACCAGUGGGUCCAGGAUGCCAUGAAGUAUUUGGACAAGAAAACCCAAACUCCAAAGGCUUGAAGUCUCUCGCCUGAACAGAAACCCAGGAGACAAGAAACAAGAAAUCUGCCCCUUGUCUUUUCUGAGAACUAUGAUGAGAUAGAUAGAUUCUGUCUCUAAGGGAUAGUUGCUGUCUGUAGGAAUGUGAAACAGCCACACUUAAGGAAUUAUCUCUAAGUUAUUAAUAUUUUUAUUUAAUUUGCCAUGUACUUUGGUGUGAUUUGAAUGUAGACACCUCCUGUCACUUUAAUGUUGUAUUACCAUUUACUUUGCUCCAGUAUUGUGAACAGGCUUUGCAAGAAUCAAUGAAAAAAUUGUAUUUUAAAGCAUUUAGGAUAAAAUCAUGGUGUUAUGAUACUGUGGAAUUUUUAUAUGUAUGACU